UCACAUCUUUGACUUGCACGCAUUGUGAUUUUUAAACUCGUGUUUUAAGACACAUUUUUGUUGUGUUAUAAUUUAUAAUCAUUGUAUUUUCUUGUUUAUCAUUUCUGUGUAAAGUGUGAAAAUGAAAUUCAAAACCAUGAAGAAGAGCAAACCUACUGAGCAAAUAAAUCCGUUUGACAUUCAUGUGAAUCGCCAAAAGCAUAAAAUUUUAGGUCGUCGUCCUAUGAAAUGGGAAACUGGUAAGCCUCUUCAUUCUCGUCAUAUUGCUACACAAAAAAGGAAAGAAACUAUUUUACCUGAGUUAAAGAAUCUAAACAAGUCUGGUAAAGGUGUGAUUGAUCAACGUGCUGCUAUAACAUCAAGAAAGGCUAAAUUAUAUCAAGAUGUUCCAGUGAGUCACGAGAAAGAAACUAAUUUAACUCACAAAGGAGAAGAACUUGACGACGAAAGACUUAAUCAGCCGGUUCAAGAUGAUGAUGACGACGAGGAAUUUGAUCUUCUACGGAGAGGAGAUUAUGUUGAUGUUGCUCAUUUUGGUGGAGGUGAGACUGGUGCUCCACUCUCAUCAGAGGAUUUCAUGAAAAUCGUUAUGGAUGACAAAAGGAAAAAACAAAUAGAAAAAGAAGAAAAUAUCAGAUUAACAGAGGAACUUGACAAAAAUUGGUCAACAGUCAGAAAUCUAAUCAAACACAAAGGAGCCAAGGAUGAAACAGUAAUACAAGAGACUGAAGAAUAUGACAUUUUACUCAAUCAGUUGAUGUUUGGAGGAGAUGAUCGAAAAGCUACUGUAUCAAAACCCGAAGAAGCUGUAAAAACCGAAGAUGUGAAACCAAGCUCGAGUGUUCUUAUUACUGAACAUUUGCAAAAUAUAGUAACAACAGAUGAUGUGGAUAUAAUUUUGAGAUGCGUUGACUCUCUCCUGGAUCUGGAGAUCAAAAAAUUAAAUUCCACUGUGGUAAAAAAAUUUCACGCUUUGUUAAAAGCAAAAGAAAUGAAGAUAUGUUCGCUGAAAUCAAUCGCAAUAUUAGUUUUCCUGAUAUCUUUUAAAGAACUUGAGCAUUAUGUUCUCUUAAAGUUCAUCGAUUUCUUAAGAAAUUUAAGAUAUAAUUCUAUUGAUGAAAUUGGUAAGCGUUUGCUGAUAUGCGAUUUGCUGCAUUCAAUUUACCCUGAUAAAUAUUUUCCUGAAAUUACCAUGAGCAUACAAAAUAUUUUGGUACUUUUUGAACCUGUUUAUAAAACAAUUUUUAUCCCAACUUUUGCUUUCGAUAAGAUUGCAAGUUCUGAGAUUCUGGCCUGGUCUGAAGAUAUGGAGUUCAAAAAUCUUCCUCAAUUUUCCCUUAGAUCUCUUUUCAAAGGAAAUAUUAGCUCGUCAAAUCAAGCUAAAUCAAUUAUUUUGGUUGCUGUUGUUGAUUUGAUAGAGAAAAUAUAUCCCCAUUUCAGAAAUUUUGAUUCUUUUGCACCAAUAUUUUCCAAGAUAACUCCUAUUCUUAGUAUUCUUCAAGAAAAGCUGCCUAAACCUAUGACCGACCGACUAUUUGUGCUACUUGAACAAUUUAACGAGCCCAGAGAAUUAUCAAGCUUAUCAUUUGAACAAAGAAAGCCUUUUAUGGUAACCAUGUUGGAACCAAGAUUAUCUAAUUACAAACGUAAAGAUGAUAAGAAAAAGUUACAGAAAAAAUACAAACGUGAAUACAAGAGCACGGCUCGAGAAUUGAGAAAAGAUAACGCUUUUGUUAGAGACACAAUUCUCAAAGAUACAAUCGCUAAAGAUGAUGUCAGAAAGCGUAAAGUUAAAAAAUUAUUGGCUGAUAUCGCUCAAGAAAAAGCAAUGUUUAAAAAAUCACGACGCUAAUCUAAAGCUACAAAUUUGUAUGCAAAUGGUUUGUUUAAUGGUUUUUAAUAAAAUGCUAUAUUGAUUAAUAGACAACUUGUAAUAUUUCGCAACGAAAAGUUAUUAUUAAAUGACAGCAAUUUGCUUAUGACUAA
Molecule: messenger RNA, 1986 nt
Organism: Tetranychus urticae (two-spotted spider mite)
Lineage: Eukaryota; Metazoa; Arthropoda; Arachnida; Trombidiformes; Tetranychidae
Product: Nucleolar protein 14 homolog l(3)07882
Biological process (GO): maturation of SSU-rRNA
Cellular component (GO): small-subunit processome; Noc4p-Nop14p complex; nucleolus
Source: RefSeq, a predicted model, not a curated record